AUGUCUAUUCCAUUCCUAAAGCUUCCAUCUGUAGUCCAACUCGAAGUACUGAGACAACUGGAAUUUCAAGAAGUGUUCUUGUUGAGUCUGUGCUCUGCGAAAUCAAAAAGAGUGGCUCAAAGUCUGAACAUGAAACCAAAGAAAAUUAUGUAUGCAUUUUAUGAAAAAGGAGUUCAAGCUUUUGCGGCGUAUGAUCAAUAUGUUCAGAUAAUACAUGGUGUCGCUAAUCUGAAAUUCGUUCCAUCCAUUCCUAGUGAUCAGAUAAGACCUGUGACGCUAGGAAAAAAUGAGAUUAUUUGCAAAUUCGUUAAGGAAUUUUCAACAAGAAACAAUUUCGCGCACGCUUUACACUGCCUUGAAGAGCACUCUGCUUUGGAAUCUCUCCAAAGUCAUAUGAACUACUUAUUCCGUGACCAACCACAUGUUCAACUACAUAUCAGUUCACUUUGCUCUAUGUAUCAAUCUGGAAUUAUUAAAAAUGUAACUGGUACAUAUUUUGAUAUAAAUGAAUUGAACACGGAGCAACUCGAAAACUAUAUGACCAUUCAUCCAAACCAGGAUAGUAUUCAGUUAACCACCAAACUUAUUGGACCACCGUUUGGAAAUGACUCAAGAUUAUGGGCUCUCAAAGGAUUAGCUUUUCGAAAUAUAGAAGAUGCAAUUUUGGGUAGGGAAAUAGACGAAAAGGGUUCGGAAAUAAUGAGAAAUUUUGGUGGAGAGUAUUUGCUUAUGUUCGAUAUAGUCUAUGAUAUCAAAGACUGGACACAUGUUAUCAGAAAUUGGAAAUCGAAAGUAGCCUAUCAAAAUUUGAAAUGUUUGUAUACAGCGGCACCUGUGGGAACUGCUAUCGAACAUGUCAUGUCGGAAUUCAAUUUUGUAAAGUGGGAUGGUCAGAGAAGACCAAGAAUUGCAAAAUGGGAUCCGAAAAUCAUCUAUAUAAAAACGAGUUUAUCUGGAGGACUCGACUGCACCGACUGGAUGGAUAUUCAACAGGAUGGUGGAGGGAAAUGGGCUUCAAUUGAGAUGACAGAUAUUCAGAUAUGUUUUGUUGUGUGGGAUUAA
Molecule: messenger RNA, 1062 nt
Organism: Caenorhabditis remanei
Lineage: Eukaryota; Metazoa; Nematoda; Chromadorea; Rhabditida; Rhabditidae
Exons: 3
Coding region: 1-1062 (353 amino acids)
Biological process (GO): embryo development
Molecular function (GO): protein binding
Source: RefSeq, a predicted model, not a curated record